Dermacentor albipictus is the source of this 3196-nucleotide messenger RNA. RefSeq lists its product as uncharacterized. NCBI's taxonomy places the organism in Eukaryota, Metazoa, Arthropoda, Arachnida, Ixodida, Ixodidae. The record is from RefSeq and is a predicted model, not a curated record.
GAGCACCUCGGAAGGGUUGUGUGGCAUCGAGACUUAAGAAGCAUUUCGAGCAGCGUGCUCUAGUACGUGAGAAAAAGUUCCAGGCUGGGCGGCGCAUCUUCGGGCUAACUGACUAGGUCCCCAUCCCCGCCAGCAGUCGCAGGCCAUUGUGCUCGGUGGCCUUCAACCGAUUUCUGGAAGCAUGAGCAGGUCAAGAAGUACAACAGAAAGCACAAGAUCGUCGACCUCAGGAAGCCGUACGGAGUCGGCCAGCGCCCCCAGUGGUGACCAUGGCGCUCCUGCGGGUGGUGCACAAGCGCGCUCCACAACUGCGCUCGCUCCUGCCUCGCAUGCCGCAGCGCCGCUCAUUGAACGGCUGGAUGAGCCACGAAGCGCGAUGCCGUGCAUAGUUAUGCUGGUCGUCAUCCUCGUACUCCUGGCACUAGGCAUGCUCGCCGUGUACUUCAUUUUAAGCUUCUUGACGAGCAGUGCUAAUUCCACUGAAGAGUCUUCCGUCACUCCUUUACCGACAACACUACUAACAGUUCCCGAUCUUGUCACUCCUAUUCCGAUGACUCCAACACCACCAGUUGUUCCCCCUCCUGUCACUCCUGCCCCGCGGAGUCCUCCACCACCAGUUGUGCCUCCACCUCCCACUCCUCCUCCGCCAACUGCCCCACCACCAGUUGUCCUGCCUCCUGUCACUCGCCCUCCGCCACCUCCACCACCACCAGUUGUUCCCCCUCCUGUCACCCGACCUCCACCACCACCAGUUGUUCCGCCUCCUGUCACUCGCCCUCCGCCACCUCCACCACCUCCAGUUGUUCCGCCUCCUGUCACUCGCCCUCCGCCACCUCCACCACCUCCAGUUGUUCCGCCUCCUGUCACUCGCCCUCCGCCACCUCCACCACCUCCAGUUGUUCCGCCUCCUGUCACUCGCCCUCCGCCACCUCCACUACCUCCAGUUGUGCCCCCAACUCCCACUCCUGCUCUGCCACCUCCCCCACCACCAGUUGUUCCCCGUCCUGUCACUCGACCUCCACCACCACCAGUUGUGCCCCCAACUCCCACUCCUGCUCCGCCACCUCCCCCACCACCAGGUGUUCCACCUCCUGUGAUUACCCCGCGGCCAUCUGCACCAACACCAGCUGUUCCCCCGACUGUCCCUCCCGCUCCGCCGAGUCGGCCACCCCCAGUUGGUCCCCCUCCUGUAACUCGACCUCCACCACCACCAGUUGUUCGCCCAUCGGCCAGUCCUACUCCGCCAAAAGCUUCACCGUCAGUUGUGCCCCCAUCUGCCACUCCUGUUGCGCCAAAUACAAGCACAUCAACUGCACCCCCCGUACGAGGGCCGGCUCUGAUCUGCACGUACAACAUUGGACGAUUCUCAAAGAGUUCGGUGCUACCUAAUGACGGCAUUUGCGACCAGAUAUACCUAGACUCUGUGUGCAGAUCCCCGCCCUGCAGCACAGGUGCACAAUGGAGCCUCACAAAAGAGAUGACUGAUUUUCUCGACGCUGCUAAAGCGGCAAAAACCAGCAACAAGAAGAUGAGGUUGGGCUUGGCUUUCGACUCCCAUGCCAGUAACAAUUUAAAGAUCUUAACUGAGGAUGCCAGGAAAAAGAUUUCCGAGGAUCUGUGGAACACUUACAAAUGUUCCUACUAUGCAACUCUUCAAAACAACAUCCGCUCAUUUAGCAGCCCGGCGCGGUCAUCGCAACUAUGGACCCUACUAAUGUUCAUGAGAAAUCAACUGGAGAGCCUUAGUGGAGUUCAAGACGAUUUCGGGUUGGUGCUGGGUGUGACAAGUACGGACAUAAACAGGUUCAUUACCAAAGUGAUUGAAGACUACAAUAGUUACAAGACCACCUGGACUAAUUUUAUCAUCAUUAGCCAUACAACGUUUGAAAACUACGCCCUGCCAGCGUAUGCUAAUCCUACGAACUUUGACUUGACCAACUGCUACAUUGUGCCACCUACUAUAUACAACUACAACAAACACUACAACGAGACCUACUACACAUCUCUCGAGGACUCGCGGGACUUCCUGAAAAUCCUUCUGAAUGAGCGCGUGAAGGUGCCUACAUGUGUUUCAGUGACGCUGAAGGGUCGCUUCUUUAAGCCACUUGACCCCGUGGCUCAAAACAGCGACCUGUUCAAGAAGUGCACGGGGAUCAAGAACGUUUCGGACGCAGCACCAUCCUCAAUCUGCUCUUCCAAACCACAAGGCUCGUACACAUAUAAUCCUACUUAUGAGUCUGGCUUCUUUAAAGGCGGUGGCAGUGUUUUCACAUUCGAUACGGAACAGGCGCUAAAGUCUAAGAUGUGUGCCUUCAAGGACCAAGUCAAAGAUUUGAAAUUCAGCUUCGCCGUGUACGACAUCGAUGCCGACGAGCCUUCGAGCCCGUGCCCAGAGGUCCAAUACACGGGCCAGUACAAUAGGCUGAAGCUGCUGCGUAAGCUGUCGGAUUUCAUGGAGAAGUACACCAACGUUAAGGACUGCCAAGCUGUCUCCUAGCAACUGCUGACCGUCACUGCAGCGCGUUGCAUAGGGAAACGGCCUUAUGCGGGAUCGUCUACUCGAAUUCGUGGUGCAGAGUGCACAUUUGAUUUUGUGCGUGCACCUGUUUCUUUUAUAGUGCAGCUACCCUUUUUAUUUCUCUCAGUCUCACUUAUGCUGUUACUUUCCUCUCUAAAUGUGUUUAUUUAGACGUUCUUACCUUAACACCAAAAGACAGUGCUUGUUUAAACGACUUCAUUGUCUGAUAGCCUACGGCGGUCAUUACGCUGUUAUUACUGUUUUGUGUGCUUUUUUUCUUUCUAAUGCGCAAAUUAGUUUGAAUUUCCGGUGUGCCUAUUCGCAAUCGUUUGUCACCAGUGCGAUAAGUUCUGUUCUGCUUUCGCGCUGUUUUUUCGCUAUCAAUGUAAUCUAAUGCCAGAUAACGUAUUAAACAAAGUGUUACUGGCGCCUCUGCAGUGAAGUAUGCUUGGGACAAAAAAAAUAUGUGCAAGCCUAAAUUGCCUGGACUUCCGUGGAUCGCGGGGACAUUGUCGUUCAAAAUUUAGCGUUUUGCUUGAAGGACAGUCACUGUACCGCUUGAAGCUACGAGCCAGAGUAAUCUUGCUCGUUCUUUGCUUCGACCUUCAGUUCAUAUCGCCAUGCUGGCUAACGAAUUGAGCUACAAAGUCGCACAAGGUAAAACAAGCUUUUUGCCUA